AUGGGGAAAAACGAACUGGAGGAAAGAAACAGAGCGCUCAAGGAUGUCAACAUAGAGAACAUAUUCAAGUAUGUGGUCCGCUGCGGGCUCGCCGGAAGGAAGAAAACGGCGCUGAUUUUUUACCUUUGUAACUCUCUGGAGGAGAGUCACCUGGAGCGCAACAACGUUUUGGUGCUGUACCUGAGUCUCCUUUCAUCCUUCGAAGGUCACCUGGGGGAAUUGUUCCAAAGCAGAGCAUCCGCAGGGAAGAAAGAACAAAGGGGGAACCCAGAGGCGCAGGAAUCCGAUUUGCAAUUGGGUCUCAAAUUGAGCAAACUGAAUCUGUUGUUUAGCUACAUCAUCACUCAUAUCUCCUAUUUUGUGUCGCUCAGUGGAAAGUACAAAGAGGACACCUCCCUUCAGUUGUUCGUUCAGUAUAUGCACAUACGCACAUUUGUGACGCUACAAAAAUUUGCAUUCCAAAAAAAAAAAAAAAGUCAACUGCAAAAAUUAAUAACUCUCAAUCAUUUGAAAAUAUUAUUAACCUUCUUAAUUAACAUGUACAAGUACAGAAUUUAUGAAGUUUUAAAUGAAGAAAACUUGUACAUGAUUUCCAAGUUAAUUUUUUCAAUUAUUUUUUUUUUUUGUCAUAUAAGAGAGAACUGCAAGACGGAAAAAUUGUUUAUUUGUUUUUACGAUUAUGUCUACCAUGUGGCUGAGAUUUUUAUCAGGAGAUAUUUAUACCACUUGGGGAAGAAGGGCAAGGGUUCCAAUGCGUUAUUGGUGUAUUACCAGAACAUGGUAAUCUUUGUAUGUGACUAUAUGAGUAAGCUCAAAGUUUUGAAACACGUGGAGAGGUACAUUUUGAAUAAUGGGAAGAGCCCCUUUUGCAGUGUUACCCUCCUCAGUGUGGUGACGAACACCGUUGAGCGGCACUUGCUGCGGCCGCACGGGGAAGAACCCCCUUUCAUGAGGUUGAAGAGGAGGGAGGUGUCUCAGCCGAGUCCACACGAGGGGAGUAGUAGUCCCUUAACGGAUGAACAGAAUGGAAAGAACGGUUACAUCCUCCUCAUGGAAAGAAGAACGGUCAGCCAAUUCGUAUUUUUGAAGCUACUUCGAUUGGUGGAAAUCCUGUUAGUGAAGAAAGACAGAAUAUAUUUAACUGUCUAUUUGCACGAGACGAUCGGGAGGGUGACCAAGUCGACGAUGGAAAAAAUUUUCCUCAUUGUUAACGGAGGUGAUGAAAGGAAAAACAACAACAUCAUGAUGAUGACAUACGACCGGCUGUUCUACCUCUACGAGUACUACUGUAACAUCCUUUUUUAUAUAAUAAACCGAAGUGAUAAGAGAAAAGUACGGGACAGAAGAGGAGAAGCCAAUAGAUCAACCAUUAGAAAUACGGUCUACAUGUAUUUGCUCAACAGCUGCAUUUUUCACCUGUACGAAAUUUAUCCACUGGUAAUCCUCCUUCUGCAUGUAACCCCAAAUGAGGUACGAAGUAUUUUGGGAUAUAAUAAAUUCUCCCUCGUUAAAAGAAUGCUACGUAUCCACAUCGGAGAAAUGGAAGUCACUCGAAUUGUGAACCUUUCGAUAUUCUUCUUCGACGUGGUGCUGAAAAAUGUGAUCAGCACUCCACUGGUGGGGAAUUACACCUUUCCCAUUUUGAAGUGCCUCCUUUGGAAUGAUAAGAAGUUAAGUAAAUUUUUUCAAACAGUGGUGGGAACGUAUGCUGGGAAGACAGACGGAUGUGCCGUCAUCGAGUGGCAGCAGAAUAGUGUUCCUCGUUCGAAAUGUUUGCAGGAGGCAGAUCGAACGGAACAGAAUGAGAAUCCGAACCUUGGCUAUUAUCACAGUGAUGUUUCAGCUGCUCACGGGGGUUGUGGCUUAAGGAGAGCCCCCCUGAUCAGUGCCAAUCUGGUUGUAAACGAAAAGAACAGUUUUGUCAUCCUGGUGAAUAGUUACGUGAAGUUGAAUUGGGCCAAUUUGGGGGGAGAAGCACCCAUUGGGGGAUUGUCGUCGGGGAGCACAAUCGACGUCGCCGAUGGUGCAAAGGUGAGGAAUGAAUUGAGUCGGCUAAAUCACACCAACAGGAGUAGCACUAACGGAUGCCUCCGCAAGAGGGACCACUCCCGCUGUAACCGUGGGGCCACCCGAGGGAGGGAUGAAAUCUACACCAAGGCGUACUUCCCCCUGCUCAUGAAGCAUCUUCUGUCCCAACUAAUAAAAAGAACAAAAAAGAAGAACUUCCUAGAUGAUAUGGAAAGCAACUGUAACAACUACCUAGGAAUAUACAUUAACAAACUGCACUACUACUGCAACAAUAUUUUUACUUAUAAGCCCAUUUUUAAGCAUAACUUCAGCUCAUUUGUGAGGAGCCAUAUGGCGAAAAAUAAGAGGCACCUGAUUGAGAAUGUGUCGUUCUUUAAUCAAAUGUUUAACUUGUAUAGUAGUAAAAAGAAAGGCAGUGAAAAAAGAAAAAAAAAAAAUUUCUUCUUCAAGAAUAAAACCUUUGUCCUUUCGAGCAUAGAGAAGAAGCAUAGCUACUCCAAUUACACCUUCCUAAGGAAAAUCUUAAAUUACAAGAUCUCCUACUUUGACAAUGAGCAUUAUUAUUUCAGAUUCUUAUUUAAUUUAAAAUUCUUGCACAAUCUGAAUGACUAUAUUAAUGAGUACUUUUUGCUGAAGAAGAAACAGCUAAACAGGAAAGUCAUUUUUAAUAUCAGCUUGAAUAUAAAGGAGAAGAUAAAGAAGAUGAAGCCUGGACUGAAUGAUCUGUAUGAUCACCCUGUGGGUAAUGCUUCCGUCGGCUCAUUGGGUCCCUUUGGACAAAGCGACUUAAAACUACAAAGCAAAAGUGAAAGCAUCGUUAAAGAUUUUCAAGCCAGUAAAGGAUGCAGAUAUUGGCAACCCAAGAGAAGGGAAAAAAGAGAAGGGAAUUUGUUGCUCCAUUUUUUAUUUAUAAAUUACAAUUACUGCGUUUGCAAGCAAGACGCCGGUGACCACAUGAGUCGCUACCUCCUCCUUAUUUUGAAGUAUUUUGAGAGUGUAAUGCCGUAUGUACAUAUCUACAAGUACAUUUGUGCACUGCUGCUUUUUCUAAUUUCGUUCGUGGAGAGGAAGCCUCUGUCCCGCACCGAUGUCCUGCGCGUGGGGGGGGGAGGGAGCGCAUUAGGAAGGGGUGCUGCAAACUCCUUAACGAACAGGAGGAAACUCGGUCGAAAGGUGAGGAAUAACAACCCGAAACAGUACGGGAGAGCCGCUUCGAAAGAGGGACACGAUGCAGGUGAGGCUUCCCCUGUGCGGGGUAACGCGGUAGGAAGAAUUGUGUUGCAAGGAGUGGAAAAGGAGUAUGCGCGAGUGGAGGAAGAUGUGAUGAAGGAAAUGAAGAAGGUAGGAGCUGGGAGGCAUAACCUCCCGACGAGUAAGUGCCCCCUGCUGCAGCGAGCGAGCAAUCGCAAGGCAGCCCUGAAGGUAUUGACGGGCACGAUAGACCGGUUGAAGACAUACCUGUUCAGCAACACCUUCCAUUACCUGUACCAAGACGUGAGGAAGUACAACAAAUAUAUAACGAUGCUGUCGCUGUACUUUUAUAAGUUAUACUUCACUUUGCUUUAUUUCGAAAUUUACCAGAGGGAUUACCUCCAAGGGAGUGAAGUAGAUUUGAUUAAAAGCAAAAUUGCAGAGAUAACCCCCGUUCUGAGCAUCAAAUAUUUAAACAAGAACAACAUACAUAGUGUAUGCAAAAUAGAAAUUAUAAAAUCAAUCAAAGAGGAUCGAACUGAGAACAAUUCUCAAGUGGAGGUGAACAAUAACGAUGUGGACAAGUUAUAUGUUCUCAUAAUGCACUACAUCGAAAGUAUGAAGAGGAAGGAAUUCAUCCUGUAUACGCUGUACCUACUUAUCGAUAAGGCCAUCUUCAGGAAUAAAUAUAUCCACAAAAAUGUGAAAAAGUUAAUUCAUUUUAAAGUUUCCACUUUCCUGCAUGACAUGGGAGAAUUUCACGACUACAGCGUUAUUUUCUCCACCUUAUUUUUGCAAAUGAAUAUAAUGAGUUAUAAUAAGAUAAUCCGGAACUAUAUUUAUUUCAUAUUUGAUCAGAUCUUCAAAUUGAAGUUUAGCAUCUUAUUCGAUGGAGGCUUUCUGAUUUGUUUUUUGAAGAACCUCGAGAAGAGCAGCCUGGAUUAUGCAUUCUCCAAGAUGAUCUACGAGGAGAAAAAGAAAUUUAAGAAUUUUAUCGAUAAGAAGAAGAGCACCAUCAUAAAGAUUAUUUACAAAGUCAAUUUAUACAUUACCAUAAAUUAUCUCCUUUUUUUGAAGAUGCUAAAUUGCUGCAAAUUUUUUCUAAACCUGUACUCUUUCUUCUACUAUGAGUUUUACAUUUUCUGUGUGAACAAGUAUGUCAGGAGGUACCGAGGAAGGCAUAAGGAGAGGGUGGAGGAGAGGCUGGAAAAGGAGGAGAAGGACGACGAGGACGAUGACUAUGACGGGCGUUGUUAUUACGAGGAAGUGUCCCAGGGGCGCAGGGCCAAAGAGUUGUGUUCCUCGUUCCCGGACCGUGGUGAGCAGGGCGCGGAAGGGGUAGGCGGUCUUUCUAGUGGUUCGGUGAUCGCUGAGGCAAGGGAGCUACUGGAGGAGGGAGACCACCCACACGGUUCACCCCUACACGGUUCACUCCCACACUCGAGGAGCGCCCCCUCGUCGACCGGCAGAAGGAGUUCCCCGAAGAGAGGCCGCAGCGGAAGGGCGACAUUGAAGGGUUUGCACUCAACAAGCGGCCUCCUCUCGAUGGGGAACAGCCGCGGGCGCUCGAACUACCGUAUAAUCGGCCGAAGGAGGAGGAAAAUUAACUCCAACUUCUUCGAGACGAAUAAGGAGUUUAAGGAGUUUCUUGAGAACACCAGUGAUGAGUCGCAGCAAUCGCGGAAACCAGAGCAGCCGCCUCAACCGGAGCAGUCUCAUCAACCAGAGCAAUCGAAUCCAUCGCAUCAACGUAUGCGCCCCCGUCUUGUGAUGCGAAACGACACGCUAAACAACGACGCGAACUAUUUCAAGGUUCUGAAAAAAAUCAGGGGAGGAAACACAUUUAUUUGCAACCUCUACGACAUUAAGAUAAGCAAGCGAAUUCUCUACAACAGGAAGCACAUCAAGGAGUAUAUGAACACAGUCAAUUUUGUGAUCAGCGUCUUCCUAGCCACCAACAUCAAUAACCUGAACAUGGAUACACUCAAUAAUAACUACAUCUAUAUAAUUUCAAAAAUUGUUAAGAAGAACAUCAAAUUCUACUUCUUCUAUUUUUACUACAGCAUUUUCAGAAAGAAGGGCAAGAGGCUUAAAAGUAUUUACAGCGUCAAUUUGGACACCAUUGUGAACAACUCUUUUGGGGGAAGCGGCACCAUGGGAGGAAGUGGCAUCAUGGAAACGAGCCACAACGUGGGAAGAAGCGGCAACGUCUGCAAGCUUAGCAUUAAGAAGAAAUAUAUAUACGUAUUGUACACGUUGUCUACCAUCCUUUGUGUGUACAACUACAAGUACGCCUUUUUCAAUUACUACUUUUUUGUCUUCUACAAGUUUGUGAAGAUGUUGGCCAAGAUGACUGCAAAGUCCAUAUGGGUGGGGAAUUAUCUGGUGGACCGCUGUGGGGGGGAAGCGGCUGUACCGGCGGACGACAGCCACUGCGCGGAGAAAAACGCCGCAGAGAGGACGGGGCUCGACGAGCCACAGAAGCCAAGAGGACACUGCAAACUGUCUCGCCUGAGCAAAAGGGAGAGGAGCUUCCUCGAAAGCGACAUGCUUAUGAUUAAGCGUUACGUGAAUGACUAUAUAAGAGAGAGCAGCAUACGAAUGCACAGGAACCUAUUUAGAAGCGACAUGCCGCAUAAGUACGUCCUGGACAGGUACACCACCCUUAUUAACAACACACUCCUGCUUCUAUUAUUUACGAACUACUUGUCUCUCACGUACCAAAAUAUAAACCUCACGGAAAAUAAAAUAGUGCAGAGGAAGAUCACUCUGCUGGAGAAAUACAAACACUACUUAAUGAACAAAAUUGUGCAGAUAUACUUUUUAAACAUCCCCUAUUUGUGUAACUAUUUAGUCGUCACGUUGGAGUUUUGUCUCCUCUUUAGUAGGACCUUUCUUACCAUAAAUUAUACCUCAUUUUCUUUGAUGAGGGAAAUGAAAGCCAUUUUCAGAAAUGGCUACAUGUAUCGCCUGGUGAAUUGCUUGAACGCGCUGCAGCAUAUGAAGACCUUCUACCAUCUCAGUUGUUACCGGAGCGGCAAUUUGUAUUUCCACAACUAUAAGAAGGUGGCCGAUGAGAAGUUUCACUGCUUCGGGGAGGGGAACUUAGGAGGUGUAAGAGAUGUAGGAGUCGUAGCAGGCGUCAUAAGCUGCAGUAGAGUCGCCCGGGGGAACACCACCUUGGAGCGGGCCGAGCAGGAUGACAGCGACGGUAGCCUGAGCCAGUACGACGACUACAUUUACAAAGACGCAUUCAAAGAGGUGAAGGAAGUGCUAAAGAAAAAAACCAAGCAGCACAUGAGAGACUACUUCGAGAGAAGCAUGAAGAACAUCUUUUACCUGUUAGAUUGCUUCAAGGACAUAUCGAGCAUUUCUCUUUUUCUAAAUUUUUACCUCCAGGAAAAUACAAAAAUUAGGGAUAUAUACGAUAAUCUGCAUAUACAGAGCAUGAAUAACAUUUACUUGUAUAAUUUUAAAGCGCUCAAGAUAAAUUACCACUUUCUAUGCAUCGUGUUUUUGUCGAUUGUCCAGAUUUUUAAUUACACCUCGAACUUUUUCCACUCGUACAGCUAUGUAAUCGAUCUGUAUGCCAAGUACAAAUAUAGUUACUUCCUUUACGACUACAGCUUGCGUAAUUUUUUCUCCUUUUUUAAUGUGUACAUGUUUCAGAUGAGCAGAUGCCGACAGAGGAAGAAGGCCUUUGUAAACUUCAGAAACCAGGUGAACACCAUCUGCAUCAGUGACAUCUUUGACUUUAACAGGCUCCUGCUCCAGAAGGGAUUUCUAUUCUUGUGUUUUUUUUUCCACAAUUUUGAGAACGUCCUGCCAGACAUUUACUGCGUCAAUUGCGCGAAUAAAUAUUCUGUUGGCUGCUACCAUAGGAACGCCCUCCCCGUGAAUUUGGGUCUUGUGCGCCACGGCAAGAAGGGGAAGCCCGCUGUGAGGAGGAUAUCAAAGCAAGAUACUAUGAGGGCAGUUAUUAGCGAUCCUGCCAGCGGAGUUGCCAAUGGCGAGAGACCGCCUGGAAAGAGGAACCCAAGAAUGGCUGCUAACCACGUAAGUGACAGUGACGGGGAAGACUCCCUUCCAUAUGUUGAAGUGGAGCCGGGUGGAGAAAAUGACCCCGCUGUGAAGGACUCAAACAGAGUUGGCAAAAAAACCCAAGAAGGCUAUUUCGAAAUGUUUUACAAAAGAGAAGGGGAUAAGAAGAUGGCCGUUUCGGUGGAGCAUGCAGGUGGGAUAAGAAGCCCCCUUCAGAUUGACGCCCAUAUGGACAGAGACAUAAAAACUCAUGAGGAAGAAAUUAAUUUUGGAGUGAAGCCAACAGUUGGACAUUUCCAGGAGAUUGGCGCACAAAAGGGGGAUCAUUCCUCCGGGGAGAAUCUCACCCAGAAAGGGGAGAAGCUUAAGAGUGAAGAUAGCCAACUUACUAGGGAAGUCUCCACCCCCAUACGCCCGAAGGAACCAUCGCGACGAAGCAAGGAGGGCGCCAAGACGGAGAAUGAGGAGCAUAGUAGCACCAUUGGAAAGUACGCCGGAGGGAUUAUCUCCUAUUUUAAAAAUAAGGUUACCCGAAUGGGGAACAAGAAGGGAAGAGGAACAGGAGCAGGGGGGAGACGACAGGUGAGGAGCAAAACAGGAAAUGGUUACUCCUUUGAUGACGAUUUUGUAGACGCAGAGGAACAUGCGAGGUGUAGUUCCUGCGGAGGGAGCAGCGACUGGGGCGGGAGAAGCCUGAUGAGAGCUUCCGGGAUCCCCAAGAGAGGUGUCAACGUGAGGGGCCAGGACGACGCCAUUUAUGAUAGGAAUGAGAAGAAUGGCAAGGAGGACGGCAGCUACGACGAGGGUGAGGACCUUGACAAUCGGGAUAGAGGCCAACACCACCAUCACCGCGAUGACGACGACCUCUGCUCACGGAAGGUGCGGGAGAAAGACGUGGAACUUCUGAACGCGUACAAGUACCUGCUGACCUAUCAGAAGAGAAACAAAAGGAGGCUGUACGACUACCACUUGAAGGAAGAGCUUCGGUGCAUGUGUAUAAACAAAUACAUUCAUGUCUGCAACUUAAUUUACAAUUGCCUCAUGUAUAUGUACCAGCUGAAGUACAAAUAUAAGGAUAUGAAGAAGAAAGGGUUCUGCCUCUUUGCCUACACACCGUUUAGAAGGAAAAAGGAAUUGGACAAUAUCCAUAGCUCCAACGUCAAAAACGAAAUAGUUAUCAACACGAGGCAUCUGCUUAACCUAGACUUCAUCAUAAUGAGUACGCUGUACCUUGCGGAGAGCAUUUACAUCAACCUAUACAAGUGUAAGCUGUUUACAGAUAUGUGUAUCUUCAAUAAUAUAAAAUACGUGUGCUUGGAAAAUAGCCAGGUGAAGAAGAAGAAUAGUUACCAAAGUGGAGAUCACAUUUUACACUCCGGAAGUAAUCGCAAUAACGUCAAAGCCGUUUCGGAGCGGAAGCAUAGAAGGGACGCGGACCGAAGUGCCUACCAGUCCAGUUACGUGACGUAUCAGGCGAAUGCGAACGGAAGCAGCUCCUUGAGUAGGCGCAAUGUGCUUGAGGAGGAGGGCGAAGACUUCGGUUCGUGCAAACUCACCCGUGGGAAUUACAACGGUGAGAAAAUGAAGCCGGGCGCGAACAGCCGCAGAACUACCCCCGUCGAUGUUGGCAUGGCGGCCGGCAGUGGAAAGAAGAAGCAAGUCGAAAUUGACACGAACCACAUGUGCAGCAGCGGUAGCGGGAAAGGCAACGUAAGUGACCACAGGAGCAGCAACAGCAGCAGUGACGGUGGGGGGAGCAAAAAAAACAGCAGGGCUAAGAGGGAGAAGAACAAAGCCACCAGUAGGAGGAAGAAGAAGAAGAGUGUGAGCAGGAUGAGCUUCUUCCUGAGGAGAAGGAAAAAACACGAUGUCCCAAAAAGCUCCAGGAAUCUGUCCAUAAGGAAUUACCUUUUUGCGGACAAGAACCUGUCGAAGAAAAGCUGCAAAGUGAAGGACCCCUCGAUUAACUACUUUCACAACUAUAAGAUUCUGUCGGACAAUUACAAAGCCAAAUUAGCCAGAAUGAACAAGAAAAAGAGAAAGAAGGAGAAGCUGAAGGAAAAAGAGAAGGGAAAAAAGGAGAAGAAGAAGGAAAAAGGGAAAGGGAAAAAAAAAGAGGAGAAGGAGAAGAAGCAGAAGAAGGGAAAGAAAAAAGGACCCCCAAGUGAAGCAAUUAGAUCAACGAGUGGCAGUGCCUUUUACCACAAUUAUGGGAUUUAUGGCAUUGACGACGAUCAUGAGGAUGACGAUGAUGAUGAAGAUGAGGAGGGUAAGCCUAGUAGGAAGGCCAAGUGGAACUUCCAGAGUUUCUUCUUUGGACGGAAGAGGGGAGAGGUAGACCCCGGCCGUGGGAGCGCACACCACGAAAGGGGAAAAAUUACUGAUGCUUAUCGUACGAGUGAACCGGUACGAAUUGACAACCUCUUCGUGAAGCACAAAUCCAGGAGCAUCAAAAACAGCGACAUGAAUCGUCUGCUCAAAAUGGACCGAGGAGCCCUAGAAGAGGAAAACAUGGAUCGGAUAAGACACCUAUUCAUAACGUUUAACAAUAAUUUCAAGGAGAAAAAAAUCAGCACUUACAUCAGCAACAUAUUCAGCUACACCUCUCUGCAUUCCAACUUUAACGUGUUCUAUAGAAGCCACUUUGAAAUCUUCGACCAGAAGAUAAAGGUGGGCAGAGGGCUGCUCAAGGUACUCUACUCAUACUACUACAGACACAACUUGUCCACAUUCUACAAGGUUUUUAAAAAGAUAGAAUAUAUAUAUGUCUACUUAAAUUUACAUUUUUACAACUCUCUUUUUAACAUGGACGUGAAGGAACUAAAUGAGGACAUUAACAAAUAUUCCCUCUUCAUGAUGGUAAAGUACAUCAAGAGACACCUGCACAGCAACCCCAAGCUUUACUCUACCUUCAUAGUGAAGGUCCUAAAUUUUGCAAACAACGGAGUUCACAAAAUGACCAACUUUCUCUGCAUGUACCUUUAUAACGACCUGCUCAAUGUCCUCCAUCAGUAUUUGAUCCAAGUGAGCAUAAGCAACAAGCUGACUUUGAAUAAAUACAACUUAUUUUUGCUGAGGAAGAACAAGCUCCCAUAUGUGCCCAUCUCGAACGUUUUAUUUCUGCACUGCAAUCAGUUCAGCCUGAAUGAUAUCGUAAAGAUUUUGUACAGUCACCCGCAGUAUGGUCUCUUUUUAAGAACGGUGGCAGUUAGCAAUUUGCUGUACUGGUACAAGAAGAGCACCAUCACGAAUUGUAUUUAUUUGCAGUUGUUUGAGUACCUGAAGGUGGACCUGGGGAACCGAGUUUUCUUCUUCAUCGUUUUUUUCUGCUUCCAAUCUUUCCUCUUUCUAUACCAGCUCUUCAUGAAUUUGCACACUUACAUCGAUGAUGAGUACUUGGUCGACUUGGUUCUCCCCCACGAGCGGAAGCAACAGUACGCAGUGGAGGAACUGUCCGAUGGCGGACGCAAAGAAAAAACGCAAAUUGUGAGCGCGUUAGACGGGCAUCACCUGGAUCACCAGUGCGUGCUUUUCAACACGGAGAUGUUUGCCCGCAAGACGAACCCCGUCAGAAACAUACUCAUGAUUCUCUUUCCCCAGAAGAGCAGAAAAAACCUUCCCACGGGAGGAGAAAGUGAUAAACAUGGGGACACCACAAAUGGUAGGGAAAAUGAAAAAGACAUCAUCAACAUGGAUAAUUUUAUUUUUUUUAAAUACCAAAGGUACGUGAAGAAGUCACACGUUUUGUCCAUAAAAUGCUUCCUCAUUAAGAAAUUACUAAUCCAAAAUUUGCGUGACAAGAGUAGGAAGGCACUAAUCGAGUCGUGUCGAUUUCAUAAUUACAUUUUUUACACAAGUCAGCGGGCGGCUCAGUUGGACAAGAAUAUUCAACAGGACUUUGUAAAAAUGGAAGUUCAGAAUCUGCUGAACACUAUGGAUGUACACAGGGUGAAAUUGCUCACCAGCAGCAAUGUUGUUUGGGGCGUAUCGGAUGAGGUGAAGAUUCUCAUGUCCGCCACCAGGACACCAAUUCUGUUGACCUUCCACACUUCUGCGAUGAGCAGGACAACAGUUGGAAGUCUUCCAGGCCAUCACGCAAAGAAGACCAUGCCAACGGACCAUGUGAGCAAAAAACGGACGCACCACCGCAUGUGGUCUCUUCCCAACGUCAGAAUGGCAACUUCCAAUGGCGGCGGGGAUGGCGCUCCCUUGAAGAAGAACGAUCGAAGUCUGUUCGUCAGCGAAGGAGACGUCCCCCUUGGAACACAUACACUGCAGGAACAAACAAGGAGUGGUUCCGAAAAAAGGCCACAUUCUUAUUACUUAUACAGUGAGGGAUACAACAAGAGUGUACGCACGUACGAACAUGCCAGCACUGAUUGUAUAAAGAGAAGCGGGAAGUUGCCAGAAGGAGACAUCGAAGGUAACAGGAAUUGUGCCUUCCCUUCCCUACACAGUGCCCUUUUGACCCCUCCCAAAAUGAGCCAAAAUUGGGAAGACGUUUCGUACAUAUACAAAGUUAAUGAUGAUGUCAGGCAGGACAAACUGGUCAUACAGAUUAUUCACAUUUUCAUCCACAUCCUAAGUGACUAUAAAUCGUCUUAUAAUUUAUUUCCUUACAACAUCGUGACAAAUAAGUAUAGCAACGUCCAUGUCAAGGGAGGGGAGGGGGACCGCAAUAGCAAGUGCGCCGCCAGCAGGGGGGACGGGGUGGAUGAAGCAAAAACGCGGAGUGGCCGCAAAUUCUCAUUCUCCUUCCGCCUCUUCAGGAAGAGGAAGGAGCAAACCGAGGAGGAAGCCAAAGGGGAAGUGAGCAAAAAAGAUCGCGUCGGACGAAACGCGAGUAAAAGGGAGCCCUCCAUGGAGGACGGAAAUACAGAGGACCUCUCUAAAAACAGUACCGACCCGCGAGGCAGCUGCAACGGCGGUGAUGGAAAAACCCCUCUGAUGAGGGAAGAGCUACGCUCUGCAAACCUUGAGCGAAGCAUAAUUCCAUACAUACCCGAACACAUUAGCGGGAAAUCCAAAGGAGUAGAAACAUCCAGAAAAAAAAGAAAGAAAAAAAAAAAAAAAAAAUUAGAAAAUUUCGGGGCAGUUAUUGAAGUGUUAGCAAAUACAAAAAGCAGACAUGAAAUAGGAAGAAAGUAUAAGAACAUAAUAAAGUUUUACCACCUGAAAUUUUCACAUAUCAACACUUAUAUCUAUGCUUUGAAAAAUUUUAUCUGCUCCUUGGCUGCCUACUCCCUUCUGUCCUUUGUUUUGCAAGUGAAGGACAGGCACAACGGCAACUUACUCUUCGACGAUUACGGAAAUAUUAUCCACAUUGACUUUGGUUACAUCUUGAAUAUUUACCCGGGAAUUUCGAUAAACUUCGAACUGGCCCCCUUUAAGUUAACGAGAGAAAUGAUCAUGCUCCUCACCAUGAAAAAUCAGAAGAAGCAGUAUUUUAUUUUUACCUACAUUCAGUUGGUUGUCAAGGGGUACCUUCUGCUGAGGGAAAAGAGCGACUGGUUGAUUUCUUCCAUUCUUAGUCUGUCCCACUCGGAUAUCAACUGCUUUAAGUACAACACGGUGGAGAAGUUGAGGAAGCGCCUUAAAUUGGACAAAAGCGACAACGACGCCAGCAUUUUCAUGAUAAACAAAAUCCACCAGGCGUACAACAACAUAACGACGAUUAUGUACGACUACAUUCAGAACAUCCAACAGGGGAUCCAGUGA
Molecule: messenger RNA, 12978 nt
Organism: Plasmodium inui San Antonio 1
Lineage: Eukaryota; Apicomplexa; Aconoidasida; Haemosporida; Plasmodiidae
Exons: 8
Coding region: 1-12978 (4325 amino acids)
Biological process (GO): phosphatidylinositol phosphate biosynthetic process; phosphatidylinositol-mediated signaling
Cellular component (GO): cytoplasm; membrane
Molecular function (GO): 1-phosphatidylinositol 4-kinase activity
Source: RefSeq, a predicted model, not a curated record